AUGGAGGUCGCUCGUACCUCCAUGAUCCAUGCAGCUGCCCUCAUUUUUCUGUGGCCGUUUGCUGUCCAGUACGCUACGCAUCAGCUCAACCUCUGGCCUCGUGUCUCCUUGUCGGAGACCUCGCCCACACUGCGUUGGACGGGGGAGGUUGGCGAUGAGUUGGUGUUUUGGGUCUGGGGAUGUCGUGCCUUUGUCCGCGAUGCUUCCGCGGACAAGCUCUCCUCCCGCGCUGUUCCCUGUGUCUUCCUUGGCUUUCCCCCUGACGCGUCUGGUUGGCAGUUUUACCACCCCACCACGCGCCGUGUCUUCCCCUCUCAGGACGUCACGUUUGACGCGUCAGUCCCCUUUUACCGUCUCUUCCCCUACCGCACUGCCCCUCUCCCCCCUUCGCCGCUCUUCCUCGCUCUAGGUCCCCCUCCGGUAGACCCCCUCCCCCCUCAGGAUCGUGCUCCCUCAGGUGUGUCUCAGGUAGACCCACUCCCCUUGGUUGAGCCUGUCAAGGUCACUUGUGACUCAGGUGCUGCUGGGGGUGCUGAGCCUGCGGGUGCAGAGCCUUGGGGUGCUGAGCGUGAGCGUGCGGAGCCUGGGGGUGCUGAGCCUGAGCGUGCGGAGCUUGGGGGUGCUGAGCCUGCGGGUGCUGAGCCUGAGUGUGUGGAGCCUGGGGGUGCUGAGCCUAAGCGGGUACUGCUUCUCCACUACGAGAUCCUCUCUCACCGCAGUAGCCGCGCGAGUGGUACGCUCAGCAGCUCUGCCUUUGGAGUGUCGCUGCUGGAGAGGGAGGCCUUGGAGAUACUCGUACUGGAGGUACUGGAGCUGCCGGAGCUGAUGGUGCUGUUGGUGCUAGUGGUGCUGCAAGUACUAGUCCUGGAGGUGCUCGUACUGGAGGUUCUGGAGGUACUCUCUCGCCGCGGUAGCUACGCGAGUGGUACGCUUAGCGCUGCCGCCUUUGGAAUGGCGCUGCUGAAGCUGGAGGCACUGCGGCUGGAGCCGCUGGAGCUGGAGGUACCGGAGGAGCUGGCACUGCUGGUCGUGGAGGUGCUCGUACUGGAGGUACUGGAGCUGCCGGGGUUGGUGGUGCUGCUGGUGCUGGAGUUGCUGGUGGUGCUGGCACUGCCAGUCCCGGAGGUGCUCGUACUGGGGGUGCUGGGGCUACUAGUCCUAGAGACCCUGGAGCUGGAGGCGCUAGGGCUGGCGGCCCUGGAGCUGGAGUUGCUGGUCCUGGAGGUGCUAGUGCUGGAGGUACUGGAGCUGCUGGAGCUGGUGGUGCUGCAGGUGCUGGAGCUGCUUGUCCCGGUGGUGCUCAUACUGAAGGUACUGGAGCAGCUGGGGUUGGUGGUGCUACUGGUGCUGGAGAUACUGGAGCUGCUGGGGCUAGCUGCUGGAGGCGCUGGGGCUGCUGCUACUCAUACUGGAGAUGCUGGAGCUGGUGGUCCUGGUGCUGGUGGUAUUACACAGCGGCGAGUGCUCUUCGCUCCGCCGUCACCGUCGUCUCUGCCACCGCCUAACUCAGUGCUUCGCCAGGUUCUUAGCAUCCCAUCGUCAACUGGCUCCCCACUGCCUGCUCGUUCUCCUUACCCUGAGAAGACACACUCGUUGACAGAGCGUCGUGAGCCUGCGUCUUGUCCUGCCUCGCCUGUUCGCCCUGUUUGCAUUGGUCAUCGUGUUCCGUGCCUGCGUCCUCAUCCUGUCCCUGGCACGCACCAGAUGGCACUUCGUCCUUCCUCUGUUCCACUACAUGUCCCUCUGCUGUCUCCUCCUACGUCCUCUCUUGCUGACGAACCGGACCCUGAGUCUAACUUAAUUCCUGCUGCUAGUCCUACUGUAACACGUCUUCUGGCCACUGUUGUCACUGACCCUUCGUUUGAGUCCACUACUGCGUCUGCCUUCGUUGCUGAGCUUGUUGACUUUGCUGCCGCCUGUCGUCUAGUCUACGCCGCUAGUCUUGUUGCUGAGUCCGAGCAGGAGGACUUUGAGUGCUUUGCAGCUGCUGUACCUCAUCUCGUGUCUAUGCUGAUUGCACCUGAGGGAGACCCGGAUGCACCAGACAUCCCGACCCCGCGCUUUUACGCAGAGGCGAUUGAGGGUCCCUACUCCUCUCAGUGGCAGUCAUCCAUGGACGUAGAGAUUGUCAGAACAUUAUAG
Closterium sp. NIES-65 is the source of this 2142-nucleotide messenger RNA. NCBI's taxonomy places the organism in Eukaryota, Viridiplantae, Streptophyta, Zygnematophyceae, Desmidiales, Closteriaceae. The record is from the annotation of a GenBank genome assembly.